Messenger RNA from Pimephales promelas (fathead minnow), 2436 nucleotides. RefSeq names its product guided entry of tail-anchored proteins factor 3, ATPase (gene get3). Gene Ontology annotation, molecular function: ATP binding; ATP hydrolysis activity. Gene Ontology annotation, biological process: tail-anchored membrane protein insertion into ER membrane. The record is from RefSeq and is a predicted model, not a curated record. Lineage: Eukaryota; Metazoa; Chordata; Actinopteri; Cypriniformes; Leuciscidae. Gene Ontology annotation, cellular component: GET complex.
UUUGGAUCUAAUGCCCGUCCGUUAAAGUGCGUUGCGUCUGCCGUUGCGGAGCCAAAAUGGCGGAGUGUGCCGCUGCCGCUUUGGUGUAUGAUUCCAACUGACUUGAGAGCAAGAUGGCAGCUUCAGUGGAAGACGAGUUUGAAGAUGCGCCUGAUGUAGAGCCUUUAGAGCCGACAUUGAAGAAUAUUAUAGAGCAGAAAUCACUCAAAUGGAUCUUUGUCGGGGGUAAAGGUGGCGUGGGCAAGACAACAUGCAGCUGCAGUCUGGCGGUUCAGUUGGCGGCAGUGAGAGAGAGCGUCCUCAUCAUAUCCACAGAUCCAGCACACAACAUCUCAGAUGCCUUCGACCAGAAGUUCUCCAAGGUUCCCACCAAAGUCAAGGGCUACGACAACCUCUUUGCCAUGGAGAUCGACCCCAGUCUGGGUGUGGCAGAGCUGCCCGAUGAGUUCUUCGAGGAGGACAACAUGCUCAGUAUGGGGAAGAAGAUGAUGCAGGAAGCCAUGAGUGCUUUCCCCGGCAUCGACGAGGCCAUGAGCUACGCAGAGGUCAUGAGGUUAGUGAAAGGCAUGAAUUUCUCAGUGGUGGUGUUUGACACGGCCCCGACGGGACACACUCUGCGUCUGCUCAACUUCCCCACCAUUGUGGAGCGAGGACUGGGUCGCCUCAUGCAGAUCAAGAACCAGAUCAGCCCCUUCAUCUCACAGAUGUGUAACAUGUUGGGCCUGGGAGACAUGAAUGCAGAUCAGCUGGCGUCUAAACUGGAGGAGACGCUGCCCGUGAUCCGCUCAGUCAGCGAGCAGUUCAAGGACCCGGAGCAGACGACGUUUAUCUGCGUGUGUAUCGCCGAGUUCCUGUCUCUGUACGAGACGGAGCGUCUGAUCCAGGAGCUGGCCAAGUGUCGCAUCGACACGCACAACAUUAUCGUCAACCAGCUGGUGUUCCCCGACAGCGAGAGACCCUGCAAGAUGUGUGAAGCCCGACACAAGAUCCAGUCCAAGUAUCUGGACCAGAUGGAGGAUUUAUAUGAAGAUUUCCACAUAAUAAAGUUGCCUCUGCUGCCUCACGAGGUUCGGGGAGCGGACAAGGUCAACACUUUCUCCAAGCAGCUGCUGGAGCCCUACAGCCCCCCCAAGAAGUGACUUGAAUGAUUUCCACGGAUCAAACACACCCUCGUCCUCCGCUUGUCUCUAAUACACGUUCACAUCUUCACUCGCCCCCUCCGCUCUCUCUGGUUUUCUGACGGUGUGUUAGCCGAUCCCGCUGUGUUUCCUCACCGACGUCGGCCGAGAGUUCAGCAGCCAGCUUAGAAAACAGAAAACAACCUCGACGGUUUAUGUUGCUUUGUGAUGAUGGUGUUUGCAUUUAAGCAUAAGACAAACACUCAUUCCUGAUGUGUGUUGUUCAGAUUGAAGGGAUGUACCUCAGGACUCUGAUUCAGAGGUUGAACAGGAGUAGCAUCAGCACUAGUUCACAUCUGAUUUAGGGUCAGUGGAUGACAGUACACACCUUUGUUUGAGAUUCUGCUCAGUCUUAAUAGACUUUAUUUUGGUUCCUGAACUGGUUAGUAGUGGUGUUCAUUGAGAGGGUCCAACUUAAGGAGAUGAUACAUAUUUUAGUGAGGUUGUUAAAGGUUUAGCUCACCCAAAAAGGAGAAUUUUGUCAUUAUUUAAUCACAGGGAGAAAUUUUGAAGCAUUGUUUGAUUGUAUAUGGAAAUGAGACGCGUGAUUGUUCUACAGAUUUUUCUUUUGGUGUUGCAUGGACAAAAUGUGGGACCGCACACGAGGAUGUGUAAAUGAUAAUGACCAAGAUUUCAUUUCUGGAUGAACUGUCCCUUUAAACUUCUAUUGCAGUGAACCAAACUGUAAUUACCGUGUACAAACGUUUUUGAUCCGAUUCUAAUUUAAUUUUUGCCUUUCGUAAAAGUGAUGUAUUUAUAUAGACUUGUAAUGAUUACGGUAUUUUCUGUUCAGAUCUUCUAUAACAUUUAUUUAAGCGGCGUCUGGUUCAGAUUUUUGAAAGGUGGUCUCCGUACUCUUGUUCUCCUCCUCCUCCUCCUUUCCUUUGGCAGUAAAGUCAGCUUGCAUCGAAACAGGAACACACUCACACCCUACAAGGAGGUCAGAUGCUCGUUUAAUCCUGCUGCAAAAACACUGCAACCUGUCUGCCGAGACAACACAACAUCACAGUAUAUGACCACAUUAACAGUGUUUUCCUGCUCUUACCCUGUGAUUUCACAGCAUGUGGGCUCCUUGGUUCGUGAAAAGCGAGGGCAAGAACUCACAAACCUGAUGAGAUUGGGAUCUUUAUCAGUUUUCCAGAAAUGUCUCUUCAUUCUCUUAUGACUUGUUACUGCCUUUCCAAAGUUUGGCUUCUGACUUUUUGUAGAAGCACACCAAGUUUCAAAGCAAAUAAAACACUAUUCUCCAUCUACUGCA